AUGCAACUUCGCCGAAGGUUGAGUCGUGUUUCGACAUUGACUCCAUUUACUAUCCCAUACAAAAAAACUUUAGGCCAUAAAUUACGUGAUUUCAUAGAUGAGUUAGGUCAGAAAUUUACACCAAUAAAGAAAUAUAUAUUCCCCAAUUUUAUUGCCGUUCAUUAUUUUUAUAUCAUUUCAUUGACUAUCAUUGCUUCAAUAUUGAUGUACCCUAUCAAAAAUGCCAGAUAUAUCGAUAUUUUAUUUUUGGCCGCAGGCGCUACAACACAAGGUGGUCUAAAUACUGUAGAUCUGAACGGCCUUACAUUGUACCAGCAAUUGAUAAUAUAUUUAACAUGUAUGCUUUCUACGCCGAUCAUCAUUCAUGGUUGUUUAGCGUUCGUUAGAUUAUACUGGUUCGAAAGAUAUUUUGAUGGUAUUAGAGACUCCUCAAAGAGAAAUUUUGAGAUAAGGAGAACAAAAACAACUUAUAGAAAGAGAAUUAACUGCAAGGACAAAAACGAAUAUGUCCCAUCAAGCUUAUUCAAGAUCGCAUUUUUUUCAGUCCCGCAAAGAAGAGAUGAUUUCCAAGAAAAGUUAUUCAGUGGUAAAAUGGUCAAUAGAGAUGAACAAGAAUCCAUCAAUGAUACAAUUACUGGCCAUAGUCGUUAUGCAGCCAUACGCCCACAGGCUAAUUCCCACAAUUCUGACUCCAACAGCUCCUCAGUACCAACUUCUAGUUCAACAAAGGACGAGGCAUCGGUUACUAAACCAUAUAUAAAUCAUACACUAGGGGUUUCCGAACCACAAAUACGGCAUAAUGAUGGGAGCUUUGAUAGAGAUUAUGAGGAUGAGACUGAAAACUUUGCUAGAAGGAGGAUGUCAGAAGAUAUUUUGCCUGAAGAUAUGUAUCGAUCUAUCAUGCUGUUAAGGAAUCAACAUGAUGAUGCAAAAGAAGAUGAUGGACCUGCACUAAUUGUGAAGGCCCCAACAGGAAGAAGCUUGAAUUUUUAUGACAGAGAAAUAAGUCCAAAGGACAUCACUGAAAAUUCUUUACAACCGAGACCUGCAGAUAUAAUAGACAACAACAGCUCAGCAGUGGAAUCACUUUCCACUUUUGGCAAUAUACCGAACAGCAGAAAUGACAGUGAAAAUGCAUCCGAUCGUAGUACAGAUUUCAACAACGUCGAAUCUGGGGCAGAUUUAUCAGAUACUGAAGGGGUUCUGUCUCCACAUAGUUCUCGGCAAAGUCUAGGCUCUAUUAGCCCGAAAACAAGAUCUAGAUCUCCCGUAUCAAACAAACAUUACAUGUUGAAUUCAGAAUGGAAACCAGAUGAGGCAAAUAUACUGAAUAGACAACGUCCAACUAUUCAAUUCGAUAUCACAAAACCCCCAAAGAGACGGUUACAACGAGAGAGACAAAUAAAAGCACAUAAUGCUACCAUGGAGGUAGAUUCACCAAGAUCAUACUUUGCUCAUACCCGAAGAUCAAGCCGAAAUAUAUUCAAACAUAUACCGAAGGGGAGGCGAAUACGGCAAAAAAUCAAAAGAAGCUUAUCCACAGGUUCCACAGAAAAACGUACUGGGAAGAGUACAAGGCGUUCACGUGGACAAUACACUGAACAUGAUGGAGAUAAUGAAGAGUAUUUUGCAGAUGAUGAAACAGACGACGAACAAGAAAAUCUGAGCAGUAACAAUAAUGUUAACCGAACCCAUUGGGAAGAAACUGUUUCUAGACCACCUUUGAGGCAGAAUAGAUCAUCAUUCGAUAAUUCUCAGGGUCACGAUAUCGUACAUCCCUUACAUAAAUCAAGGACCUACGACCAAGCAUUGGUGAAAACGCUAGAUGAGUUGGCAAGGAAGCCUGAUUUCCAAAAGGUAAUAUAUGAAGAUUGGAAAGCCAAACAUAGGAAGAGCAGCGCAUUUCCGCAUUUUGAAAGUCAUUUCCCCCAAAACAAACGUGCCUCUGUACUAUUCAAAGGAGAUAGACCCCUCGGCCAUCCCGGCCAUGGAUCAGACCAGUAUAGUUCUGAUUCUCAUCCUAACCCAUCUAGUAUGAAUGAAGAUGAUGGUUAUCUCCAAAGUCUUGAAAGUACCAAUGCCAACAAGCCCGACAUUGAUGAAGAAGGAAACUAUUAUGGACUACAUUUCGACCCUGAUAUAAAUUUUUCUCGCCCUCAUGGGCACAUAGAAAGAACAAUGAGUACCAAUUACUUGUCCUGGCAACCAACCAUAGGACGUAAUUCUAAUUUUUAUGGUUUAACGCAAAGACAGAAAGAUGAGCUAGGCGGUGUUGAAUACAGAGCUAUCAAGUUACUGUGCAGAAUUCUUCUUGCUUAUUACAUUGGCUUCAAUAUCAUGGCAUUUGUGAUGUUAGUCCCAUGGAUCUGUGUUCGUAAACAUUACAUAUCCAUUGUUAGAGAUGAUGGUAUUUCACCUGCAUGGUGGGGAUUUUUCACUGCUAUGAGUGCAUUCUCUGACCUAGGAUUAACAUUGACGCCUGAUUCCAUGUCAUCAUUCAAUAAAGCUAUCUAUCCAUUACUUACCAUGGCAUGGUUUAUUAUUAUCGGUAAUACGGGGUUUCCUAUAUUAUUAAGAUUUAUCAUUUGGAUCAUGUUUAAACUGGCACCUGAUUUGUCGCAAUUGAAAGAAAGCCUUGGAUUUUUACUGGAUCAUCCCCGUCGUUGCUUUACUUUGUUAUUUCCAAGCGCAGCCACCUGGUGGCUUUUAUUGAUCUUAUUAUUUUUAAAUUUUACCGAUUUAAUUUUAUUUGUCAUUUUAGAUUUUGGCUCUUCGUACCUAGACGGUAUUGGAAGAGGAUACAAAGUUGUAAUGGGAUUAUUUCAAGGUGUUUGUACCAGAACUGCUGGCUUUUCUGUCAUGGAUUUAAGUAAGCUACAUGCGGCAAUCCAAGUUUCUUACAUGCUAAUGAUGUACGUUUCGGUCUUGCCAUUAGCCAUUUCUAUAAGAAGAACGAAUGUCUAUGAGGAACAGUCUUUAGGAAUAUAUGGUGAGAUACGUACACCGGAAGAAAUAGAAGAAGAAGAGGAAGAAGAGGAUGGAGAGCAUAGUGAUGAUGAACAAGAUGACAAUAAUGAAGAAGAGUAUGACGAGAGCUCAAACAAUGAAGAGGACAGUACGGAAACGUCUGGCUCAUCAAGAAGCUCGAAUAAGAAAAAGAACAUGAGGAAAACUAAGAAAGUAUCUACGAGAUCUUUCAUUGGAGCGCACUUAAGAAGACAGUUAUCCUUUGAUCUUUGGUUCUUAUUCUUGGGGCUCUUUAUUAUCUGUAUCUGUGAGAAUGGUAAAAUUAAGGAUGAUGCUGCACCAGCUUUCAAUGUAUUUUCAAUCUUGUUUGAGAUUGUUAGUGCUUAUGGUACUGUUGGGUUAUCGCUUGGAUAUCCAAAUACAAAUCAAUCAUUCUCUGGCCGACUUACUGUAUUGUCAAAGUUAGUAAUUAUUGCCAUGUUAAUUAGGGGAAGAAAUAGAGGUUUGCCAUAUUCUUUGGACCGUGCAAUUAUGUUGCCAAGUGAUAGGUUAGAACACAUUGACCAUAUCGAAGACCUAAAGCUCAAAAAAAGAAGCGCCAUCUCAAAAAGCGAUAGUCAAUCGAAUAGAGAUCCAAUGAACAGUUAUGUAAAGAAUGGAACAAGGUGGAUACGACGAGGAUUAAAGAAAAGUUUUACAUUACCCCCUCAGCAACGCCAAUCUUCAGCUGCUACAUCUGCAAGAUCUCAUUUCUUGUCCGAAAGAAGUAACGAACAAUAG
Naumovozyma dairenensis CBS 421 is the source of this 3747-nucleotide messenger RNA. It is a transcript of the gene TRK1, whose product is annotated as Trk1p. Gene Ontology annotation, molecular function: high-affinity potassium ion transmembrane transporter activity. Gene Ontology annotation, cellular component: plasma membrane. Gene Ontology annotation, biological process: intracellular potassium ion homeostasis; potassium ion import across plasma membrane. The record is from RefSeq and is a predicted model, not a curated record. The coding region runs from base 1 to 3747 and encodes 1248 amino acids. The transcript has a single exon. NCBI's taxonomy places the organism in Eukaryota, Fungi, Ascomycota, Saccharomycetes, Saccharomycetales, Saccharomycetaceae.